AUCCCAGGAGAUCCCCAAUUAUCAUGGCAUCUAGAAAGCAAGAGCUAAACCCAAACAGUUUAAAACUGUGCUAAGAAUAGACUGACCUUAGACACAAUCCACUCCCCUGGAAUAAUGCAGUCAUAUUACAAGGAAACCGGGGACAUACUGAGGACACACACUCAUACAGACACAGAGGCUCUUCUGUCUCCAGGAAUGCUUUUAGAGUGUUGAGAGCAGACACUGUGUGUAGGCAGAUGUCGCAGCAGUAAUAGUGGAAACUAUCAUAAAUUGUGGAUUCAUGUGCUGACACUCUGAGAGCUUCUUGAGAUUGCCUACAACAGAGUAAUGCAUCACACAGCCAUAUUCUUGUCCUGAGUAGGGGGGACUGGAAACAACUUGUUGAAAGCAACUGCUCUCAUGAGCCUUCGAACAGUGAGGUGAUGAGUGACCGGCAUCACAACAAUUUAAUUAAAGCAAGUUCCCAGAAACACAAACCUGACAGCAUUGUAUUUCAUUCACAAAAGUAAACUGUUAAAACCAUGAUUUUUUUUCUGUUUUCCCUGUGAGGACUAGUAAAAUAGUACACUCAUAGGCAAAUUUCAAUGUGUUAAUGCUGGACGAGGCAGACGGAGACACAGAGGGCUCUGAGACUGGAGCCGGGGGUUAGUCUGAAUUUAGAGUUGGAGUGGGAUUUGAGUUCAUUGUGAGCUUGCACGUUUUGCGUGUUACACUGCAAUCAUUCAAAACCCCGCACGGACUCUCUACUGGCUUCAGCAACAUAAAACAUGACAUUCAACAAUAGGAAUCAAUUAAAAGGAGUUGCAAGAUUCUCGACACUGACCUCGCCUCCUCAAAAGAGCAAAUAAGAGAGAGAGCAAAAGAGAGAGAUAAACAAAGGAGCAAGACGGACUUGUACGAACGAAGGCAUCCAGUCAUUGAGAUUUAAAGAGGCUCACUCACGCAGGUCUAGUGUGCCUGCCUCACGGCCACUGCACUUCCUAUGCUACUGUAAACCCCAGACAGAGCUGGGCCUUUGAUCCUUGAAUGGCAGUAGGCAGCAAUUCAGGCUGUAAAAACCAAACUACCACAUAGCCACAAACACACACACACACACAUACACACACACACACACACACGACAUUGAAGUGCAAGUAACUUCUGAAAACAUAUAUAUGAAUAUGAUGUGUCAACUGAGGACACACAUGCAGCUUUUAAGUCUCCGUUUCCAGGAAUGCUUGUAGCUCUUUGGUAGUUGACUAAAUAAUCCAAAAAGAAAGAAACAAAGGGCGCUGUCAGAGAAUUCUAGGACCACUACAUGUUUUAAUAUCUGUAGCUUACGAUGUAUAUCAUUCCUCACUUAAAAUUGUCGGUCAACAAUCUGUGAGACAUAACUUUGGCGUGGCAUAAUAAACAUCAUACACAAUAUUGAAGAUAUAAACGUCUGCCAAAUCUACAACUUUCUUGUCUCCCCUUUCCUCAUCAUGUAAGCUCAAUGAUGUCAUCCUUAUAGUUCAAUGGCUGCAUUCAACUGUUCCAGCUACCUGCAGAGAUGCUAUCUAAGUUUCUACUUUUAGAUUUUCACAUGACUCAGUUUUCAAUUGCAGCAACAAAGUUGUUUCAUUCCAAGCUAUUCCCCUUGUUGGAAAUGUCAGGAUUCUCUGUAAUAUCGUGAGGUUUCGCCCCCACUAUGUAAAGUGCCUUGAGAUAAUGUAUGUUGUGAUUUGGUGCUAUACAAAUAAAAUUGAUCAUCCCAGGCUCAUACUCAAUGCCAUAAAAUGGUCGGCAUGGGGAUGACUGAGAGUACUGGAAGUUAACUUUCCUCAAGAGAUUGCCAAUGAUACUCGCAUAUACUUAUUGCAAAGGAAGUGAUGGAGUGGCAGAGUCGGCCAUCCUUCAAUUUUACAUUUUUAUACUAGUCCCGCUGGAGAAAUAAUCUCAAACAUCCUUCUCUAGAAUCCUGUUAACCUCUGUGGGGAUUCCAGGCCAAAUGUGAUAUGUAAUCCUUCAAGCAUGUUCUGAGUCUGCAGUCAGUUGGAACCAGAAAUGCCUCCACAGAGAGACAUAUCAAUCACAUUCCUGACUCACCUCAACUGGUUCACUUCAAAAUGAAGGGAGCAACAGUUUUAGUCUUCCAAGGUUACCACCCUGACCUCACGCCCCGAAUGCCAUGGCACUAUUUACCAAUGCGGAUUUUCACAGGAAGUGAGCCCACAUGGAAACCCUGCAUUGCUUUGAGCAUGACCAGGCACCAUGGGCCAAGCCACUAAGGUCUCGUCUCCAAGCUCCCCUCACAGGCCCGUCUACAGGAGAGGCCCCCCAGUUUCCCAAUCCCAGACAAGGUCACUCAUUUAUGUUGAGGCCAAUUCCUGGGGCUCUUGGAAUGACUUUGUCUUGCGCCUCUCUUCGGAGCAAUUUGCCUACGAAGACUCUACCAGGUGCUACAUGCCCGUGUUAACAUAGCUCCCAUAGGGUCACGCAAACACCCCUACAAUGAGAAGUUGGCAAUUUAUGGAUAAUUAAGUAAAUUGCUCAUAAACUACAAUCUACCUGUUUGUAAAAUUAAAUAAAGCUGCCUACAGAGUACAGGCACAGCAUGUAAUGGAGUUAUAUUCAUAUUUACAUUGGAACAAAACUUAGAAUUUUCCCAUAAUUCUAAUGUCUAGUUCUUUGUUUCUUGCAAUACGGUGGCUGCCUGAAGUGAUAUGUUAAUUGACCUCUCCUUGAUCUAUGCUUCCAAAAGACCACAGUGCGGGAAAAGAGCCUCUGAAGUGAUACAAGGGGCAGAUGAACAGGCCAGAGUGACACCUAAUAGAUCAGGUCUUUACGACCACAAGUUCAGAGACGAGAGCCCCUAACCCCAGACCUGCUGCGGCCAGAAGUCCUUCGCUCUCAGGCCUGCCGCCCUGCCCUCCCCGGGGGAGCACAUCAUUAGGGCCCAUAUAAACUUUUGAAGUAGUGAGUCCAAGGAAAGGCCAGGUAUGUGGGGCAGUAAAUUGUACCUUUAAAUUCAAACACGAAAAGUGAAAGAGUGCAUGACCCUUGACACGGAGAUGACUACUUCUGAGCAGUUACAUCUUCUGUUCUGCUCCCGUUGGAUGGAUACCUGUCAGCUAUAACUUCUUACUUCCCACGAUUACACUCAAUAAAAAUGAGAAUUAAAGGGUGUCUUUGAAGUUUUUUUUAACUUGAGUCAAUAAAUCCUAACCAAUGAUUCAGUGCAGCAAAGGAAAACCACUAAUUAAUUGUGACAUUUAAAAUGAUAGGGAAGACAUUCUUCAAAGCUUAGACAUCGGAGCAAAUAUCUUAAUCAUCGGUUAAGUGAACGUGGGUCACUGUGAUAUGUAACAUGUACGGCACAAUACUGCUUGAGUUUCCUGGAAAAGACAGAGAUGCUGGAGUAAGUUCUGCAAGAGUGAGUGUGUGUGUGUGUGUGUGUGUGUGUGUGCAUGCAAAUGUUCAUGAAGUAUUUAAGAGGACAUACCAAGGAAAGCCUGGUAUUUCCAAGCGUUUAUAGCUCCCUCUCAUGUCCAGUGGGUGAGAGACAGCAAGAGGGAGGCAGAGGGUGUUUCUCCAUUGCAUCUCGGCCAGGGACAGCUGACUGGUUGGGAUCUAAUUGCUCUCAAGUGAGGUCAGCAGGAGGCAUUUAUCUAAGCAGAGUGCACAGCGGCAGUGGAAGAUGAACAGAGUCGGCCUGCCAGAAUCAGGGAGACAUCCAUGGGAAUUGACAGAAGCUCCCAGCUCUUGUUUAGUUUUACUGCAUUACUGGACUUGGAUUGGAACUGAGACUACAGCUGUAGAACCACAGAGGCUUCAAAUUAAAACUCUUGCUGAAGGGGAACACACCUCUGACAAGUCCUGUCAUCCACUGGAGCUCAUUGGCAUCUUGAACAACAUCUCCUGAACUGGAUCAUGACGUCCCUCGUCAGACUAUGGUCUCAAGAGGAUGGACCAGUCAAUGUGCACCGUGACUGAGGACUAAAGAGAAACACCACCUCAUAACACUGUCGCUCGUCUUCUUCAGAUCACAGUAAGGCUUCAGCCAACCCCAACCGCCUUCACGCAGUCUCCUCCACAACCGGCCGCUCUCACAGUCCCACUAGGACUAGGAGUGCUGCAGAAUCGGGGACCCGGAGGUCACCACACAAAGGGUCACAAAUCCGGGGGUCGCUGGACUGAGGGAUAGUGCACAGAUCUCUGGCUCACAUUUCAGUAUGGUGUUCAUUGAUCCCCACUGCAUUGUAUUAUAAUGCGCAAAUGGAUGCUGACAUGGAACCUUCAAAAUCUGUUCUCGGGACUGUACUUGCAUGCAAUCUUCCUGUUUGGCAGCGUGUGUGUGGUCUACAGUGACUGCACUCCAGAACAACUUGCUGCCAUCAUGAACUGCUCCAGACACGAACGUCACACCAGGAACUACGACUACAUGGAGGGCGGCGAUGUGCGCAUCCGACAGCUGUUCAGCCGCACACAGUGGUUCCUAACAAUUGAUGACAGAGGCAAUAUCAAUGGGACUCAAGAUCCCACCGACUGCUACAGUAUCCUGGAGAUCAGGACAGUGUCGGAGGGGGGCAUUCUGGCCAUCAAAGGCGUGAAGAGUCAACUUUAUAUUUCUAUGAACAAGGCUGGAGUGGUGCAAGGCAAGGAUACCUAUGAUGAAAACUGCAACUUCAAAGAGGUUUUCCUAGAAAACUACUUCAACGCUUACUCCUCUUCAAGGUGGACUAAAAACGGCAAAGACAUGUUCAUUGCCCUGUCACAGAAGGGGAGGCCAAUACGAGGGAAGAAGACCAGGAGGGAGCAUAUAGCAUCUCACUUCAUCCCCAUGAAAUGCCGGGAGGAGGAGAGGAGGGUGGACUGAAAAAGGCAGAGGACUGAGUCGCAAAUUGUUUAUGAUUUCAAUCACAUAUUAUAUAUGUUAUUAAAACACAUGUAAACUCAUUAUCACGCUCCACUCUUGUCAAGUUGUAUAUUAGUUGUGUAAUAUUCCUUGAUAUGAUGACAUUUUCAUAUGAGAAAAAACAACAGAUAUCAGAUGCGUACGGUGAAGUAUCUCAUCCUCGGAUGAGAUGUUGAAACAAGAAAAUAUUAAAAUAUUUUUUAAACUGCUUCAACCGGUACACAAACUCAAUAUUAUUGUUGUUUUGAGUUGGAUAUUAUAUUUCCUUCGAAUAAAACAGUUAAGUGUUAUGUUAUAAAUCAGUAAAAACAUAUGACCAAUAACGCGCAGUCAGGACUGUAUUCUUUUCUGAAGAUAAUCUCCGCGCAGCAAGAUGAGGAAACCUGAACGAUCAGCACUAAGGUCCAGAGGAGAGAUCUGGCUUGACUUAGAUGUGCUGAAGCAAGCUGGACUUGUCUUCUGUAAUGGUGCCGGUGCUCAGAGCACACAAAACAGAGGCACAGUAGAUACGAUUACAACAGCAACUGUUCUUCUCGCCUUGAAAACGAGACUCUGGUCAAAUGCAUUGUAGCUGCUCACUGACCCCCCUCUUUAUUGUCAAGGUGUGAUUCUUGAAAUACUAAAGUAUUCCACUGCUGCUGAUGAAAAGAUAUCCAGAUUAAAAUACGCACGUAACAACAUGAUGACUGUGUAUGCUAUGCAAUCUCCUUCCUUCAGAGCUAACAAUACUCAAAGAUAUAUAUCUAUUUAUUUUUUUAAUUCUUUUUUAAUUUUGUGUUAAGACUUGCCCAUUUUAAUAAGCAUGUCUAAUGCACAGAUCCAUUUAUUUCUUACCUUAACUUAUCCAACCCUUUUUUUAAUCUUAAAGGGCUUCUGCAUGAUAUCAGUCUAAAAUUGCUACAACGUUACAGUACCUUAGAAUUCAUGGUUGUAAGUUAUUUGUUUUAUUUAUUCAUGAUUUAUGAGUUAUAUAUGUUAAAACCUCUCUUUUCCUUACAAUGUGCAUUGUUCUAUCUGAAUCAUUUAAUGUGGAACUGUUCUCAAUAUUACAGCUUGCAUUUAUGGGUUCUCAAGUUUACUUACUUAUUUACUUACAUGUUAAACAGCAAUGGCCUAUAUACUUACACAUUUUUUUUCAAUAUUCACAAGCACUUUUUCCUGCUUUGGUCUGACAGAUUUGAGACAAAUAUCAGCUUGUGGACUUGCUAAAUGUACAAACUUCUAUGUAUAAAGUCACUUUGCAACAACUCUUUCACACCAGACACAUGGUUCAAAUACAACACAGGUCUUUGAGCAGUGUUGUCCCCCAUGAAUUUGGCCAUGGUGAACACCCUUUAGAGGAUGUCAUUAGAUUGAAAGAUAGUGUCAAAUGAAUAUUGCUUCACGUUACUUCGGGAAGAAAAGCUGCACAUGAACAAUGCCUUCAUUCUGCCACGUAUUGUAUGAAACUAUGAAGCUGAACAGAAAGCUCUGGAGAAAAAUGAAGAGGGAUUUUCUUUUCUUUUUUGCUGACCCACUUUCACAAAAUAUAAAUACAUCUUCAUUAACUCAAUAAAUCAAAUUUGAGAAUUGUA
Scophthalmus maximus (turbot) is the source of this 6450-nucleotide messenger RNA. RefSeq names its product fibroblast growth factor 7 (gene fgf7). Gene Ontology annotation, molecular function: type 2 fibroblast growth factor receptor binding; growth factor activity. The record is from RefSeq and is a predicted model, not a curated record. Gene Ontology annotation, cellular component: cytoplasm. Gene Ontology annotation, biological process: fibroblast growth factor receptor signaling pathway; positive regulation of DNA-templated transcription; lung development. Bases 4229 to 4837 code for a protein of 202 amino acids. NCBI's taxonomy places the organism in Eukaryota, Metazoa, Chordata, Actinopteri, Pleuronectiformes, Scophthalmidae. The transcript is spliced from 4 exons.